Messenger RNA from [Candida] anglica, 879 nucleotides. The record is from the annotation of a GenBank genome assembly. Lineage: Eukaryota; Fungi; Ascomycota; Pichiomycetes; Serinales; Debaryomycetaceae.
AUGAGCUUCUUUCAAACGAAUAGAUUUACAGCGCGAUCUAGAAGGAAAAUCGGUUCAGGUAUUUCAGCAUCAGUUGAACUUUGCGAAAGUAAAACUAGAGGAUUUUUAUUUGUAGUUAAAACAUAUCAUGGUAAAGAAGUACAAGAAUCUAAAAAGGAAUACCAUGAACGUGUUCUUGAAGAGUACAUGGUUCUUUCAAAGCUAUCACACCCAAAUAUUGUGGAAGUAUAUAAAUAUAAGAUUUCUUUAACAGGGUCUAUAGUUUCUGUUUAUAUGGAAGCAGGAUUAACUGAUUUUAGACAACUUAUGAAAUCUAAAUCUAAAUUUGAUAUUGAAACCUUAUUAUCAUUUUGGUUUCAAUUAUGUGAUGCAAUUAAAUAUUUACAUUAUACUGUUAAUCUUUGUCAUCGAGAUUUAAAACUAGAUAACCUUAUCCUUUGCGAUCACGUGCUCAAGGUGAUUGAUUUUGGAGCUGCAACAUCAACUAAAGAAUUAGCAGUUGGACUUGUUGGAACAGAGGCUUAUGUUUCUCCAGAAAUGUAUCUGAGUAUUAGAUAUGAUGGUAUGAAAGCUGAUAUAUGGUCAAUUGGAAUUCUUUUGUAUUAUUUUUUAAUGGGUAAAUUUCCUUGGAAAUUGGCUAAUCAUUCUGAUAAGGAUUUUGAAAAUAGACCAACAUUCUUAUUAACCAAAGAGGAGUGUAUCACUCAGGGGUUAAAACAUGAUCAAACAUCCUUCUUACUCCUCUUACAAGAUAUGCUCGAGUCAAACCCCAGUAAAAGAAUCUCUAUUCUUGACUUCUCCCGUUACAAAUGGUUUGAAACGGGCCCAGAGUCAAUCUUGAGCACCAAUCCAGAGUCAUAUCCUGUUCCAAAGUCGUGA